This is a messenger RNA of Arvicanthis niloticus (Nile rat), 1611 nucleotides long. Lineage: Eukaryota; Metazoa; Chordata; Mammalia; Rodentia; Muridae. The record is from RefSeq and is a predicted model, not a curated record.
AUGGCUUCUUCUCAGGGUCUACUGACUUUCAUGGAUGUGGCUAUAGAGUUCUCUAUGGAGGAGUGGCAAUGUCUGAAUUCUGCUCAGAGGGCUUUGUACAGAGAUGUCAUGUUGGAGAAUUACCAUAACCUGAUUUCUGUGGGUGUUGCUGUUUCGGAUCCAAAUGUAAUCCACUGUCUUGAAGAAAACAAAGAACCAUGGAUUGUUGGUAGAGAGGAUACAGAAGGAAGAGAACCAGUUCAUUGCAGAAUCUAUAAAGGACUGAAACCUUACAAAUGUAAUGAAUGUGGCAAAUCUUUUACUCAGAAUUCACACCUUCAAGGUCACCAAAGUAUCCAUACAGGAGAAAAACCUUACAAAUGUAAUGAAUGUGGCAAAUCAUUUAAAAAGAACUCAAUACUUCAAGUUCACUACAGAGUCCAUACAAGAGAGAAACCUUACAAAUGUAAUGAAUGUGGCAAAUCUUUUACAUGGAGCUCAGACUUUAAAGUGCACCAAAGAAUCCAUACAGGAGAGAAACCUUACAAAUGUAAUGAAUGUGGCAAAUCUUUUACAAGGAACUCAGUCCUUAAAAUUCACCAAAGAAUCCAUACAGGAGAGAAACCUUACAAAUGUAAUGAAUGUGGCAAAUCUUUUACUCAGAAUUCACACUUUCAAGUUCACCAAAGAAUCCAUACAGGAGAGAAACCUUACAAAUGUAAUGAAUGUGGGAAAUCUUUUACAAAGAACUCAAACCUUAAAUUUCACCAAAAAAUUCAUACAGGAGAGAAACAGAAACCUUACAAAUGUAAUGAAUGUGGCAAAUCAUUUGCACGGAACUCACAACUUCAAGUUCACUACAGGAUCCAUACAGGAGAGAAACCUUACAAAUGUAAUGAAUGUGGCAAAUCUUUUACUCAGAAUUCACACCUUCAUGUUCAUCAAAGAAUCCAUACAGGAGAAAAACCUUACAAAUGUAAUGAAUGUGGCAAAUCUUUUACACAGAACUCAGAACUUAAAAUUCACCAAAGAAUUCAUACAGGAGAAAAACCUUACAAGUGUAAUGAAUGUGGCAAAUCAUUUGCAGGGAACUCAACACUUCAAGUUCACUACAGGAUCCAUACAGGAGAAAAACCUUACAAAUGUAAUCAAUGUGGCAAAUCUUUUAUUCAGAAUUCACACCUUCAAGUUCAUCAAAGAAUCCAUACAGGAGAAAAACCUUACAAAUGUAAUGAAUGUGGCAAAUCUUUUACACAGAACUCAGAACUUAAAAUUCACCAAAGAAUUCAUACAGGAGAAAAACCUUACAAGUGUAAUGAAUGUGGCAAAUCAUUUGCAGGGAACUCACCACUUCAAGUUCACUACAGGAUCCAUAGAGGAGAGAAACCUUACAAAUGUAAUCAAUGUGGCAAAUCUUUUACACAGAACUCAGACCGUAACAUUCACCAAAGAAUUCAUACAGGAGAAAAACCUUACAAAUGUAAUGAAUGUGGCAAAUCAUUUGCACAGAACUCACAACUUCAAGUACACUACAGGAUCCAUACAGGAGAAAAACCUUACAAAUGUAAUGAGUGUGGCAAAUCUUUUGCUCAGAGUUCACACCUUCAAGUUCAUCAAAGAAUCCAUACAUGA